Messenger RNA from Cotesia glomerata, 3310 nucleotides. It is a transcript of the gene Uvrag, whose product is annotated as UV radiation resistance-associated gene protein. Gene Ontology annotation, cellular component: lytic vacuole; endosome. The transcript has 5 exons. Gene Ontology annotation, molecular function: SNARE binding. Gene Ontology annotation, biological process: SNARE complex assembly. The coding region runs from base 548 to 3214 and encodes 888 amino acids. Lineage: Eukaryota; Metazoa; Arthropoda; Insecta; Hymenoptera; Braconidae. The record is from RefSeq and is a predicted model, not a curated record.
AAUUAACAGAGAAUCAGAAAAUAUGUGUAAAUGUCAAGUAAAGUACAUGUCUUAAUAAAUACAUUCAGCCCGUGGAAAAAGGAGCUGUCAAUUCUUGAUAUUAAAUUUACUUGUCAGAGGAUCAGUUGGUGUACUGGUGCUGACAGUCAUAAAUAUUGAUAACAGUACUCAUUGUGUAGUAAUAGUAAUAAUAAUAAUAAUAAUAAUAAUAUUAUGCAGCAUAAAUCAUAAUUAACAGAACAGGGGCGUGAACAAAAACACACGAUUGAAUUUGUAACCGUGAUAUUGAAUGUCAAUUGGUGAUCAAUGACAAACACUUGUAAUCUGGAUAACCUUUACAAUAAGGAAUUACCCAUUAUUUGUCACAUUUGUUUGAACUUAAAAACUAGUAUCUAUUGUUAUUGUUGUUGUAAUUAUAGUUUCAAUUGUAUGAGCAACCAUUGUUGGUGCAGUUCAAAUUCAAGAGCGACUGCGACAGAGAGUACGAGGAUUUGUCACCUCGGACGAUAGUCUCAGUAAUUACGUGAUGCCAUGAGUGAAGAGGACGAUGGAGAUGAAAGCGAAACAAGGUCUCGUAAGAGACUUGGAUUUAACUCUUCAACCUCGCCCGGCACCACGUUACAAAGUUUGGCUGCCUCUGGCUACUCAACAGCUACGGCUGAGAAGCCUUUAUCAAAUAAUUGGCUACAAUUUAGAGACAGAUAAAAGUUUUGAAACAUGCUGGUUCUAUUUUACAUUACAUCGUUCGAGUAUGUCUUCGCCUUUGUAUACUAGUGAACCUAUUGACCAUGUUAGUCCGAAAUGGUCAUCUUUAGAAGUGCCUACUUUACAUGCUACUGGUCUCUCUACUGCCAAUGAAAUAGUCUUACGACUGUGGAGAAGAACAGUAGCCAAUGAUCCAACAACCGACGUUACAGUAUUCACCUGGGGAAUAUCAUUCACAGGUUUAGUUUAUAUGGGACCUAAGCUCUCUAACAAUUUAGAAUCAAUGUUAAGACACAAUUCACUAAUCUUCCAACUGUAUGGUGGAUUUUUUGUACCAUCUUACUGCCUUCUUCACCCACCGGAAUUUCGUAGAUAUUUGUACAUGAGUGUCAAUAACUCGGAGAUUUGUGACAGCUACACUGUAGGCAAGCUGAGUAAUCUACGAAGUUUGAUGCAGUCGCUGAAGCAGCGGACUGAAAGUGCUCAAACUUUGCGUGACAGAAUAGCUUCUGGAGAAAGCCUGGAGCCCAAGUUCAAGCAGACGACGUUGAGCCGGCUGCUCCAACCGAAGCGGAUGAGCAAGGAGAAGAAGGCCGAAAUUCUUAAGAUCCGUAAAGAGUUAGAGAUUGCCAAAUUUAGAACAAAAUUAUUAGAACAAGAGAGAAUUAGAAAGGCUGGGGAGCUGAGAGCGCUCAACCAGCGACAUCUGAGUAUUAUGGAAGAGAAUCAAGAUCUGGGCUCACUGCUGAUGGAGCGUUAUCGUGAGCUCCAUAAAGACAUGGAACGGCUGCGUGAAUGGAAGCAAAAUCACAUACAGAUGCGCGAAUGUUUUGUUCAGACAUCAGCCCAGCUAGCAUACCGUAAACGUCAACUUAUGUCUGAUUUAAAUUUCAUUUAUCCAAUAAGACAAGAGUCGGAGCGUAAAUUUACGAUUAGCAAUGUACAUUUACCAGAUAGUGAAGAAUUGGAUACUGUAAACGAUACUCAGACGGCUGUGGCGCUUGGUUACGUCUGUCAUGCUACUCAGAUCAUCGCCAACAUACUCAAUGUUCCCACAAGGUAUCCAAUUAUCCACAGCGGCUCGCGCAGCAGAAUACUAGAUCAUAUUACCGAGAAUUAUCCAUCAAAAGAUCGGCGGUCGCCUUUGUUUGCGAGGAGUAAAGACAAAGUUCAAUUCAAUUAUGGAGUUUAUUUGUUGAACAAAAAUAUUGCUCAACUAAGAUGGUACUGCGGUCUUCCUACCGCUGAUCUACGCACUACACUGUCUAAUUUAGCUUCUCUGAUGAAUUUGAAGCCGAGUCAGUCGUUGGAUAAUUCCAAGAGAACUUUCUCAGGCUCAUCAUUGGACACUGACAAUAGUAAUGGUAAGCAACAUAAUAUAUCACUGACUCCGCCGUUUCAAAAAAUAAUUAUUGAUAAAGAAUUGAAGCAGCAUCGACCAAUGAGGACCAUGAGCCAGUUGAAAAAUUCUAAAACAACUCUGGGUUCGUCUUUGGACCAAGGAUUAGAUAAACCGUCGGCUGCUCUGGUGCUGGGUACGGAAACCAAGCGGAUUUGUAAAUCAGAAGAAAGUGCUAUUGAUGACAAAACGAUAUCGCUGUUUCGCGACAGGCUGAGUAACAGCAGUGAGGAGAAUGUUUACAUGGGUGAGAAAGGUAGAAGGUUUAAUAAAGAAUCUUUAUCAACGCCUGGGACUAUUGAAACUGAUAUCGAGAUAACGAUACCCACGUCUAUUUGUUGCAAUCCAAAGUACGAUGACUCAAAUUCAAGGCAGAGAAGCUCGAAUUCUAUCAGCAGUUGUGAAAUGGCUUUGAGCAGCUCGACGACAGACGUUGAUAGACGUAGCAAUAAUCCUGGUGAUAAAGUCAAUGGCGGAGAGUAUCCCUCGCUGGUCGAGGUGCUCGAGGCUACUUUAAUGCGAUCUGUUAAUAAUAGUCUGAGUCAUCAGCAUAAUUAUCAGCAGUAUCGGCGUGCUGACGACGAACAUUCAAAUAGUGCAAUGUCGAGUGAGAGUUCAAGCUCGGCGUUAGAGAAGACUGAAAAUGAGAGGAGUCAAGAGACUUUGACGUACUUGAAUGAUAAAAAGAGUGUCAAUGGUUCUGUGGGUGAUAUUAAUAGUAGUGAGACACUGUCUAGUUCCGUUGUGUCGCUGGUUGACACUGGGAACUCGUGUCAGCGAGCUCAAACUAGGUCUGACAUUGCUUCUAGUUGUCCUGAAAGUGCUAAAUCUUUUUACGACGACAGCCAUGUUGUGACUCAGAAAAAUUGGAGAACUGAGUCAAAUCCUAGCAUAGAAACAUUAACAGGAUACGAACAAGUAAAAAAAAGAGAAACUAUAUCAGUUACAUCUCAAUCUCAGCCAAAUAAAGUGCAAGAAGUGAUAAACGAUUAUCGUACGUCUUCAGAAUUUAUAGACUCGAUACGGCGAAGCUCGGAAAAUGUUUUCGCAAGAACAGAAGCGUUAGCAAGUAAAAAAACAAGUUUCAAAGUUAGGAAACCACGUUCAUAGAUACAUUUUCAAAUGCAUUCACUCUAGCGAUAUUUAGUUACUAAAACAAUAAUAAUAAUGAUAAUAAUAAUAACAACAAUAAAAGCCUAUAUUUAA